Messenger RNA from Schistocerca piceifrons (Central American locust), 3259 nucleotides. RefSeq names its product neurogenic protein mastermind-like. Gene Ontology annotation, cellular component: nucleoplasm; nuclear speck. Bases 686 to 1993 code for a protein of 435 amino acids. Gene Ontology annotation, biological process: positive regulation of transcription of Notch receptor target; Notch signaling pathway. The transcript has 5 exons. The record is from RefSeq and is a predicted model, not a curated record. NCBI's taxonomy places the organism in Eukaryota, Metazoa, Arthropoda, Insecta, Orthoptera, Acrididae. Gene Ontology annotation, molecular function: transcription coactivator activity.
UACGACAAGAGAGCUGUUGAGUAUCUCGUUUUAACCCACGCGCCGGUUAAGUACGAAUAUCCUCGUACGCAUGUGGACCCCAAAGAUAAUUGUGCGGAACGCUGGCGUAUAUGUUAUCGCGCAGCUCCGAGAUAAAGGUUGUCGUACGUCACAGUAUCAAGAAAUGUCCGUGUGAUGUAUCAUUCGUGUCAGUAAUUGUAACAAAUGUGAAAGGUGUCGCAAAUAUAGUCUAACAUGGCAUCACUGCUAGGAUGCUGGAAGCUAAACCUGUUCCAGUAAGCAAACGUCGCUGACAUGACGAAACGUGUGGGUCGCGUGGUGAGGUUAUGCGGCAACAACCUGUUGUGUUGUGGUGGUGGAUAAAUAAGCAGUGUGAAACAGUGACAGUGCUGUGGCUGAGACAAGCGUUGUGACGGUGCUUGGUAACCAGGGUGAGCGUGUUCAAAAGUAGCGUAAACGCCGGAUGGCAGUAGGCGUGAUUGUGCUUUCUAUUGUGAGGGUAUGAAGUGACAAGCUGGCAUACCCUUUAGGCCUGUGUGUCUGCGAGACAGGCGUCCUGGAUCACGGCGUGGGCGGCUGCGUGGACACGGGGCUUGGUUCCCGGAAGCCCCCGGUGCCUGGCGUCCCGCCACCCCCAGGUAUUCUAGGGGGUGGCGGAGGCGGCACAGGAGCAACAACUAACGUCAUGGGUGAAGUGCCAACUCCAAAGAGGCAGGCUGUGUUUGACAGGUUAAGGAGACGCAUAGAGAAUUAUCGCCGUAGACAAAACGACUGCGUGCCGCGAUUCGAUCAGUGUUUCAAUGGUGUUGUUGAGCAGAAUAUGCAGGAGACACUUAUACUGAAACAACGGUUUCUGGAAACCAAAACUAAACGAGCUGCAAAGAAGACCGAGAAGAAACAAGACAUGGGCCUGCAGAACAGUUUGCACACGUUCCUACGCACGGGCCACACAUCGCCGCAAACAGCCGGCGCGCACAGCCCUGAGGUUCCACACCAGCGACAAGAGUUUGGCGUAAAAAAGGUUUUCUGUCAGCAGCAGAAGUUCCUGAAGCGGACGGCGGAGGAGCUGGAGGCGGGCGGCGGCGCGGGCGACGGCGGCGGCUUCGGCGAGCCGGCCGCCAAGGGGGGCGGCGGCGCGCCCGCUGCCGAGCCGCUCACCAAGUUCUCCGUCGAGAUCGUGCAGCAGCUCGAGUUUAGCGCCGGCCCGGGCACCGGCACCGGCAACAUCUCCACCAACGUCACCGUCAAGGCGGCCGCCGCCACAGUCAAGAGCACCGGCUCGGGGGCGCCUGGGGGCGGCGGUGGUGGCGGAGUCGCCGGCGGCGGGGGCGGGGGCGCGGCCCCGGGGGCGGACCCUGCGGGUGCCGCCACGACCGCGACGCCGUCGCCCAAGCCAGCGGCGCAGCCGCCUCCCGACCUCGGUGCGCUCGUGGAGUGCAAACAGGAGCAGAUGGACAGUGAGUUCGUGGACUUGGAGCAAUGCGCCGCCGCGCUGGAGAAGGACGCCAACGGCGGCGUCACCUUCCCCGGCCUGUCCGACCUCAUCGGCGACGACACCAGCGACGAGAUCAUCACCUCCGAUGCCUUCAACGACCUCAUCUCCGAGAUUUCCGACUUCCACUCGGAGUUUAUGAAGGAGUUCGAUUUCGACGACCGAGGCGGUAGCGGAGGCGGUGCAGGCGGCGGUGGGGGUGGCGGCGGUGCCGGUGGUGGUGAUGCGGGGGCGGGUCGCGAGGACGACAAGACGGGCGUGCUGACGGCGCCGCAGGCUCAGCAGCAGGUGAGUCCUCAGCAACGUGUGUUGCGCUCCACCUUCUGUCCGUCUGUCUUGUGUCUUGAUAAUGACAAGGGGUUUGUGCGUAUUUCUGCUGUUGCUCACAUCCAUUCCAAAAAUACCAACCGAGGUUGUGCUCUGGAACCCCAUUCGAGAGGAGAGGCGUUCUUAUGCUUUCCAACCAUGCACGGAUUUCCAAAUCCUAUGGGGAUAAUGUAGGACAAUUUCAAUAGUACUACGACUGAUCACUUCCCCAUCCUUUUCAAGCUGAAAUAUUCGAGAACUCGUCGUCCAUGAGGGAAUCGAAUGCUUAGUAACGUACCUUACUUCGUCAUUUCCAUUUAUCUUCUCCCAUGCUUCUUUCUCCACCCGCCUAUUACAUAAUUUUACCUCUAGUAAUUCCUUAACUAAAUCAUCUGGCCAUAAGUAUCUGGAGAUCCCAUUGUAAUACGGAUAUGACCACUAGGUUUCACGAGAGGCGAACCCACCAGUAUAGAAGGAGGUGGGGGGAGCAUUGUGAGGAGACAAGCAGUAACAGCAGAAUAGAACGGUCAGCACGGCUCAGUCGCUUCGAACGUGUCAGGGGACAUUUCAGCCUUUCUGAAUCCGCGCAAGUCGGUUACAGGACCUCAUAUGCUGACGAACAGGAACCGUCGAGUAAUGCGAAAGGUAGUUUCAAAAAAGCGCAUAAAAUCAACGAAAGAAAUGAUUCGUGUGUUCUGGAGUGAUACCAGCUGUCCAGCUAACAUAACGACUGUCCGUAGGAAGCAAAAAAGGGUGGGACACAGUGGUCGAGCUGCUCCACAUAAGCCAUAGACCCCUGUAGUCAGUUCUAGGCGAUGGGUAUAAAAAGCGUCGCCACUGGUUAGUGGACGACUGGAAACCAAUGAUCUGGAGUGAUGAUUCACGCUGCACUUUGUCACAAUCCGGUAGAAGGGUUUGGGUUUGACGAAUGCUUGCAGAACGCUACCUACCAUCGUUCAUAGUGCCAACAAUGAAGUAGUGUUACGGUGUGGGGGUGCCUUUGUGGUUAGGAUGUGGUUUCCUUAUUGCGCUUAAGAAAAUGUUAAAUAUGGAAGGAUAUGAACACAUUUUAGAGCAUUCUGUACUGCGCACAGAAGGGGAACAGUUCGGAGACGCUGAUUUUUUGUAUCAGAAUGACAGUACACCCUGUCAUGAAGCAGAAUCCGUGCGACAAUGAUUUUUGGACAAUAACAGCUCUGAAACGGACUGGCCUGCCCCGAGUCCCGAUGAACACAGUGGACCAACUUUGAGCUGAGUUAGAACGUCGAUUUCGCUGCAAUCACCGGCGUCCGUCAAUAUCUACUCUGGUUUCAGCCUCGAGGAAGAAUUAACAGACACCUCACUGAGUGUCUUCAGCAGAGGUCGAGACGCCAUUAACGUUCACUAAUAUGUGUCCCUAUACUUUUAAUCAGAUAGUGUGUACUUUCGCCGUGACACGUACACCGGAUUUAUUCAUUUGCC